Molecule: messenger RNA, 10448 nt
Organism: Amoebophrya sp. A120
Lineage: Eukaryota; Dinophyceae; Syndiniales; Amoebophryaceae
Source: the annotation of a GenBank genome assembly
CGAGUCUGCAGCGGGGAGGCUAUCGUGAGUCCCUCGUGAGGUCAGCUGUGUUUAUCCUUCUGUUAGACGGUGAUGAAAUUUGAGAUACAUACCAUUACCAGACAGGUGCGGUUCUAGGGGGCCCACCUGGCGGAAAAAAGAGGAUGCGUUUAUUUUGUGUCAAGACCGCCAUGUGAAGACCGUUUCCAACACAUUAAACAAAACCCAUCGCUAGGAGGACGGGACGAGGUCGAGGCCCAUCGAUGCGGCUGCUUCUUCUUUCCGCACACCUGUCUGCGGUACGCCUGGCUUUUGGAGAUGUCAGCGCCAGCGUCCCGGGCCACUACAAGGUGGGCGGCACUCUGCCGACCUGCAGCGCCACGACCGAGUUCGUUAACUCCCGGAGUCGCGUCUGCGAAGCCUGUCCGAGCGGCCAGAUGCCCAAUGCGGACGGAACCGCUUGCGUUUGCGCACCCCUGAGCGCGAGUGGUUUCAAGCUGCUUUUUUUUCGAGGAAUAGACGCUUGAUAAUUUUAGGAGGCAUAAUGACUGGUCGUGUAAAAAGCAGCAUCGGUUGAACAUGACCGACAAGGGUAUCUACUUUUGAAUGUCUACUUGGUUUCUUGUUUCCUCGGAAGUAGCUAAAAGGGCAAUCUAUCAUUCACCACAACAGGCAAUCCGCAGAUGUCGUGUUAUCCGGGGCAAGACUGUAUCAAGCACCCCGGCGCGACCGCGGUCACGACCACCUCGGGCAUCCAGUGCAUCGAAUGCGGCUGCUUCGAUCGCAGCAACAGCACCGCCAGUGCGUACCCCGACCAAGUAUCGGGACAGAGUUGCACGGGUAAGUACUUAUAUUCAUAUCAUGUUAGUGUCGUUGUAGUCGUACUCGUACGAUUCUGUCAGAUUAGGGUGUACCUGCUCCGAAGGUUAUGAUCUCAACCUGAGUUGUCAGAGCGUGACCGAGUCGUGUGUAGUAAGUUCUUGUCCUCAACACGUCACGAACUACUGCGUUCUUUUCGAAACAGCAGCAAUUUCACACCAGCCCGCGGCUUUGAGCAGAUGGUUGCCACGGCGGACCAGUCCCGGUGCUUGCCUUGUCCCAGUGCAGCCGCGACCCUGGUAUCCGUGUCUACCUCACCGGCGCGCAAAGACUGUAACUGUGGCACGAACCAGGCAAUUCUGGAAAAAAGCGCCACCGGAGCCUACUUAACAGAGAAAGUUUGCCAGGUAUAAUUCUAGAACUGUACGUACCUACGCUCAAGGUCAUCUCUGAAGUUUUCUUUGGUGUGCAGUCAUGUACUAAGAAUAAGGGCUGCAAAUAGAGUUAACACUACCACUUCCACAAGUUACGAAGCCGGAUCAUUCAAAAUUACGUCGCACAUUAUUAGGCGUGCGACUCCAGUUUGACCGUGGCCGCCGGCCAAGCGACUUGCGCCGCUUCCACCGCCUGUCCUUCUUCCACCACCACCUCGGGGCUCUGCUACACCCCCGCCUCCGACUGGACCGGGAAGGCCAACACGGCUGGCACCGCGCUGUCCUCCUUCGGGGUGCAGAGCGCGAAGCGUACCUUGUGUAACAACGUCCCCAUCCGAGAGUUGUCAUGCAGAUUUACAAUGACAGGAACAUUUGUAAUGCGCCUUCGCAUGAUGAGAAGCAUUUCUAGUCGUGUUUCGGUACUUGUGAUGCUGUAAACAGGAUGAGCGCGCGUCUUUGUGAUGCGGCUGCCCUUGCUAACCAGCACUACAAUGCAGAGAGACCAAACUUGUCAUGCGCGACGUCGAAAACUUGUGGAGUUGUGUUGCAGAAUCACGAUCUUGUUGAUGACUCUGGGGUUGGGAGGUUUUUACGCAGGAUAAAGCGCGUGAAGUUUUCCGCGGUGAUUGCCAGUCCCGCCAAACCGGAGUGGUGGAUGACAGACGCAGUGGGCUUAUGGUGAGGAAAAACGUCCCCACUCCAUAGUCAAGUUGGUAAAUCUGCAACACAAAUCGAUCCCCAAGUUUUGGGAGUUGCGCAUGACAAGUUUCCAUCUGCAGUAUAGUUGUGGUUAGCAAGGGAAGCCGCAUGACAAAGCUACUUUCCUAUCCUGUUUACAGCAUGACAAAUCAAUGCCAAAACACGGUAGGAAAUGUCUCUCAUGGAGAUUGCGCAUUACAAAUCGAUUCCUCUCAUUGCGCAUUUGCAUGAGAACUAUUGGUCGGGGAAGUUUUUACUCAGGACAGGGUUCUCUUCUCGGCUUCCAGAAGACCGACUCCAAAGCGCAGGAGAUCCUCACCUCCGGGCUGGCCUCGGAGGCCACGGUCGACUCCGCAACCUUGGACUACCUGUACCAGGGGUGCGCCAUUCAGUGUGCCCGGAAGGUGAACGAGGGCUGCGAGUGUUUGAGCAACCUCUGCGCGUUGCAGAUGUACCACCAAUAUGGAUUGCAAAUAUGUCUGGGUCUGGGAGAUCGCGAGAUUUGUCAUGCUAGUCUGGCAUGACUCUGAUCUCUGUAUUGCAUGGCCGCGAAGACCUCCUCCUCCCUGUCAUGCAAAAACGCAGUUUCUCAAGCGGAAUACGCAACUCAGAACCAGGAAAAAAACUUGUCAUGCUUGGCAGCGCAUUAUAGUGAGCUCACUAUUCCCUUCAUUGUAUCACAAGUUUCCAGACCCAGACAUUUUUGCAGUUGAUAACCAAGACGCGACGGUGUGCCAGCUGUUGGAAACCUGGUUCUACACCGAUGCGACGAACUACCCCGCCAGCGACUCGUCGCCCGGCAUGUAUGGAACUCUGCCCUGGAUCAUGUUCCCAGCGGGAGGUUACACCAAAACUGGCCUCACGCUCCCGGAAAGGUGUUGUUCUGGAACUGAGUACAUAUCUAUGCAGUACCAAAGAACGAUGUGCAUGAACAAGUAUUCUACAGCAUCAAUGCUUUCCCUUUCCGUCUUUUGUUGAAUACGUCAGGCCCAAGAACUCCGCACGAUUUUUCGCAACGACAAAUUGUAAAGAUGAAGCUGUGUUCUACUAACGUUGUCGCAUCAAAAAUACAACAGCUCCCCCUCCUUCGUCGUUGCAAAGUAUUCCUUUGAAGGGCGGUAUCUCGGUGAAGAGACGGUAACAAAUCACCUGCAACUUUGCGACCGAUUUGGCGGAUCCGCGCCGGGAUUUGAGGAUGAUGCAAAGGUAGGUUGGUUCUUUCGCACCAGUGCCAGCGCAAGUGUAUUAGAUUCGAGAACACUCCUCCUUGACCACUUUCGAGAACUCUUGACGGCGCUUCAUCUGUGUUCUUUCGAGAUAAAAUUCAAUUGCCGCGAUGAAUAUACUUAAUCACAAGUCCGAAAGAAGAACGCAACAACUCUUAACAUCCACUUCAGGAGUACCUUUGGACGAAGAAGAACACAGUCGUCCAAGAGUGCCGUAUUCCCGCCAGCACGUUUCUGAACCACGGCUUGUGCCAAGACCCAGUGCUCUACGACCUCUUCGCGGUCACCUCCAGUGGCGCCAAGACGCCGGUCCCGGUGCGCAUGCUGAACACGGUCAGGGGGUCGACCAAGCCGAACGUGAACUUUGCCGAGGACCAGUUUUACGUCGACGGCUACAGUGGCUUCCUCGCCAAGCGGUUUUUUCUGUGCGACUCCGCCCUCGGGCGGACCAGCGACUUUUUGGGGAUGAGCGACCCGGCGUAUGUCCGGUACGCGGCCCAGGUUAUCCUAUGUAAAAACGUCCCCACCCCAUAGUCAAGAUAUUGCGAAAUCUGCUAGACAAAUCACUCAGCAAGCUUUGGGUGUAGCGCAUGACAGAUUUGGCCUCGUAGUGUAAUCCUGUUUAGCUAGCUGAGCAGCGUCACAGAUCUAGGACAUCAUGCUGGCUGGAGAGUGACAAACUUCGAAACACGACUAGAAAAUGCCUCUCAUGGUGCUCCGCAUGAGAAAUAUUUUCAGCAUGCGCAUUUGCAUUACAACACUGGGGUGGGGACGCUUUUACUCAGGAUACAGCUGUUUUUGCAGUUACGGGUGGACAGUGGGAGUCUGCAGGUGCCGGUCUUGAACAUCGUCUACCUGGAAAGCACAGUGGCCGGGGGAAAGGACGCGUCGCUACCCUGCAUCUUCAAGGCUGAGUAUCAAAUCUAUCAAUUAUGCUGAGCGUGGUAUCUGCGUUACCUUCUUGUUGUUGUUCAUGAGAACGUCGUUGCGAACUUUUCGCUAUUGUUUCUGUUUGUGUAGAAUAUUAACUCUACGUGUGCAGGAGCAGGUGCUGAUAUUUAGGAUCUUUGUACGAACGAAAGCUGACAAAGCGACAUUGUUCCCUAUAAAUGAAUUGAAGGUUCUCCGAGGAUACCGCCGGAUUCUGGAGCGCCGUCACGGUGUUUCUGAUCCUCACGCUGAUCCUCCUCCUUGGGCUGAUCUACCUCCGUUACCGCUCCAUUGAAUUGCGCUACCCGUGGGAAUCCGGUUUCGCGGCGGAUCCGGGCCUGUUCAUGGGAAAGAGCCUGCUGAUGCUGUUGACGGUGGUGAAGAUCUCGUUUGGCGUUUUGUUCUGGUUCCACUUUUUCAUGGUGCUCUACUGGGUGGUGUCCGACGCCUACCUCUUACCCGGUUCGCUGGAUGGCGACCAGUACAAUCACCACGACGUCAUGAUGACGGUCUUGCUCGUGAUGGCCUCCUAUGCGUAAGAAAAAAAUUUUUCUCGUACUUCUACAAGUAAUUGUUCCAUGGCAUGACAAAUUUUUGCAGAAGCGAAAACGGCACAAGUGUUUUGUUGUCGUCGUGUGAGAGCAAGUACUUGCAAAGCACGUCCGGUACUGUAGUUUUUCCUCCAUGGUAUAAUUGCAACAAUUAUUAGUUACGUGUAGUACGAUAAAAAUACGAUGCUUUCGUCUUCCAUACCACCGUCGUGAUCCUCCUCUUCCUGUACAAGCAGGCUUCCUGUUUCAUUUUCCUCAUAGAUCGCGAGCCGAAGCCGCUGCAGGACGGCGCCUCCGGCGGGGCUAACAAAGACCAGAACGGAAACAAGGCACAGCAGAACAACCCAGCCGGGGGCGCAGAUUUCGAUCGCGAGCACGCGCCGGACAAGGGGAUCUCGAUCUGGCGGUCGCUGUUUGUCGGUACAAAACACAGUUCUUGUUGUCCAUAUCGGCGGCCUUGAUGGACCUUGUUUUCUGUUUUUCCUACUUCGGAGCCUGGUGAUCAAUGUGUUUAUUUUCUCAUGACCUGCCGUGCACCAUCGGGAUCGGAGAAACGGAACAAACAGCUAUUUUACGGGUUUGUUAUACAGAAAAUCCACCUAUAGCUCGACUUCCCAAAUAUACUACACUUCCAGGGAACGAACUUUCGGAGCGGAUCGCCGCUACUAGAACGUCGGGAUACGCUAUGGAGGGAAAAGAGUUUGUCACAGUGACAGUCACUAAGCUGCAUAGUCGCGUGACAAAUGUUUCUAGCGUCACAGCUUUGUUGUAUUGCAGAAACACUAGGGAAAUCCCGUAUGAAGUUUCACUGUCAUGCAUGGUUACGCAUGACAAACAUCUCAUGGUUUUCUAAACCAUUCCUUUCGAUAUUAAGAUUGCAAAAAUGCGCAUGAGAAGUUAGUAAUCGUGACGAACGUCUUUGGUUUGAUAUACGCCACCUGGAUCCUGAUGAUCCUGUUCCUCCAGGGCUUCAAUUGGGUUGACAGCUGUCGCUGGUCGGGCAGCGAGCAGAGCCCCUUUAAUCCCUUUUUGAUGUACGGAGUCACCGGCGGGACCUGGUUGCUCUCCGUCGCGAUCCAGCUUGUCGGGCGCCAUUUGAUCGCCAUGCGGGAGGGGCUAUGCAUGGCAAAUAUGUCUGGAAGGUUGGAACUUGUAAUGCUAGCCUUACAUUCCUGUGAAAUCUGUAUUGCAUCAUGACCGGCAAAAGGUGUAGCCUCUCUUGUCAUACAAAACCGCAGUUUCUGAUGCGGAGUGCGUAUGAGAAAGCGUUCCGCAAGACCUUUGUCAUGGCUCCUUGCAUGAGGAAGCGUUUUCAUCAUGCACAUUUUAGCAUCACAAAUUUCCAGAUCCAGACAUAUUUGCAUUUGAUAGGGGCUGGACCUGAUCAACUUCGUCGAUAUCUGCAGUCUGGCAAACGUGUCCGUCUUCAUCAUGGACGAACCCCAUCACGGCUACUACAUACACGGUGUCUUGAAGAUCCUUUUAUUUCCUUGCGCGACCGUGUUGUGCUUGUGGCAGCUGCUUUGAAGGAGCAAGUCGACAUUGAUUGAUGUCGUCACAGUGUUCAUGAUUUUUCAAACACUGUGGUAAUGAUAAACAUAAACGAACAUCACAGGCAAAAUAUUGAUAUUCUAUUCACUCUAAAAAUCUUCCAGGUCGUUGUCCCGGGGGUAAGGGUGACUGCUGCGCCACCGAGAUGUCCUACACGCUCGAUGAGGAGGCACGCGGGCUUCUCCCCAAGCGCGGCCUCACUCCGGACCACCCUUCGCGGGGCGAGUUGCAGACCUUCGAGGUGUUUACCCCGGGCGGGUUCAAGGAGCAGCUUUUCGGUCUGUACCGGCAGAUCCUGGCCGAGCGCGGCGUCCCCGGCAUGUUUGCGUCGCACUGGCACGGUGAGCACGACCAAUUCGGCGGCCACCACAUGGGUAUGCACUUUCCGGGCCACUUAGGCGGAGGCCAGCACCAGAUGGGCAUCGGGCAGACGCCGCGCGGAUCCCAGAUGCUCGGGCAGCAGCAGCUGGGGGGUAUGGACCCGAUGAGCAGCGGCCGACAGUCCCAGCUGAUGAACAGCAUGGGCGGCCAGCCGCAGCAGCAAUUUGGCGGCUCCAGCGGCAGCAACAACUCUACUUUCGGGCAGCAGCAGCAGCAAAAUGCGUUCGGGCAGCAGCAGCAGCAGUCAUUCGGUGCACAACCAGGCUCCGCUUUCGGGCAACAGCAGCAGCAACCGCAAGCGUUUGGCCAGCAGUCGUCGUUCGGGCAGCAGCCGCAGGCGUUUGGAACUCCCGGAUCGGCGUUCGGCGGGGGAUUUGAAGGGGCACAUCGGGCCGAAAUACCUGCUCCGACACCAACUUGCCGGUUCGAGCAGAAAGGCGGGAGCAGUAGCUCCACGUUUUAUCGCAGCAGUAGUCGUUCUACUUUCGGGACAACUAGUACUGGAAGGAGAGCAGCGGCGCCGUGGUACCACCCCGGGAACUGGCUUCCUGGCCGGAAACGAAGCAGGUUUUUUUCUGGCGGAGUUGAUGCGAGAGGUUUUUCUGCUCCGCCAGCAACAGUGUUGACGGGGAGCAACAUAGCAGCCAACGCAAAUACAUGUGCGGCAGGAACAACGAUGUUGAACCACGAGCUCCAUGCCCAGACAGACACUGUCAUUUCUCCAGCGUACCAAGUAGACGAGCUACAGCACGGAAACUUUUCCAGUGUACGAAACCCGCACGCACGCCCAAGGAUACGAGACGAAGGCGAGAUGACUGGUGGAGUAGAAUCUCCUGUGGGUGUCGACGUCGCGGAGUUGGAUUCGUCUCCAGAACUCCUGCCGUCGCGGUCCGGCGAAGACGAGACCGGUAGUAGUUGCCAACUUGUCUGGUCACACACGGCAAAAAGCGAAAUAAUCGAGUUGGAGCGAAUAUUGCACCAAGCCGAUCUACAACACGAUGAACCGGCUGCAAAUAACGAAGAUACACAUGAAGAGGGCCAGUACGACAGAAGAUCAUCCCACGUCGAAAAGAAGCGCAAAAUAUCAGACGAGAAAGUAGCGAUAGUAGAAGCUUCUGCAAACGGCGUAGAGCCACGAACUGCAGCAGGUGAACUCAUCGACUACGAGCUGCCGCAGCCCGAGGAUCUCCACGUGGUAGGAAGUACUAAAACCGAUGAGGAUCAUCUUCAUCAUGACCAACAUCUCCAAGUAGAGGGCGCCCAUUCGAUGAUGAUGGACAAUAACAAUCGGAACUCCGGCAUGAAUCAGUUCCAAGGCUCGCUGAACCUCGGCAACCUGAACAACCAAGGCAUGAUGCCGCAAAAUUCCGGGCGGGGUUCGCAGAUGUCGGCUUUCGGCGGUCAGAACACGAUGUCCAUGUCCGGGGGGCCGCGGCCGUCCCAGGGGUCAAUGCAGAUCGGCUCGCAACAGUCCAUGCCAAAUGCGUUCGGCGGGGGAAAUCAAAUGCAGAACUCGAUGAUGCUCGGCGGAGGGAACGCUAUGCACAACCAUAUGAAAUUCAAACCGAUAGAGAAGUUCGUCACGAUCAUCACUCAUGCGCAUUUUCGCAAGACAAAAUUGUCUGUCAUGCGCAAAAAUGCAUCACAGUCAAAUUCCAGAAGGCCGCUACUUCCUUUGUGCCUACGCAAUUGACAAGAAAGAGCAAAAGCUGGGACGCAAGAAAAAUUUGUCAUGCAAAUAAACCUGCAAUCAAGUACUUUAUGUAGUGACUCUGACGAACUUUUUUCUUCGUGAUAAACCAGUUCAACCCCGGCGGAAUGGGGGCGAGCAUGUCGAUGGGCGGUGGGCUCGGUGGCGGCGCGAGCAGCAGCGUGCGGAAACUGGCCCAGCUCCGGUACCAAAUGCAGGAAAUGCUGCUGCAGUUGGUGGACGGGGUAGUGCGGGACCAGUCGAUGUGCAUCAAGGAGGAGAUGUAUCAGAGUGCCCAACUCCCCCUUCCCCUCAUUUGUCAUGCAAAAUGCCACGUCUACCCUUUGCCCUCUGGCACCGGUUGCAUGACAGGUUGCCGAAGCCGCAACAGCACUAGAAUUUGCAGUGAAUUUGUCAUGCAAAAGCUGCAUCUUUGCCAGCACUUGUGUUGCUGUGGAUGCCAUCCAAAUGAGGCGGAGGAGGAGUUGCGCUCUCGUCAUAAGAUGGGUUCGAUGUUUGGCGCGACGCCCGACGUGUCUGUGCCCACGUUCCCCCCGACGUUCUACGAAGAUCCGUCGCACUUGCGGUGGACCAACGCGAUGGCGUGUAUGCAUUGCAAAAGCAGCGUACUAAAUAGAGAUCACAUGACAAAUUUCGUCAAGAGGAAAAUUGAAACUUGUCAUGCAGAAGUAGGUAUUAGAAAGUACAUCUGUAAUGCAUGACUGCAAUCAAUAGUACGAGUACGGUACUUUUGCACGGGAUAGCUUACGGGCCGGAGCUCCUCGGCGUGCCGACCGGAUUCGAAUGGCAGGUUUUGGUAUUGGAGUACCUCAUCUUCGUAUCCAAGAAAAAAACUGUGUCAGUGUAAAUCUGUGAUGCAGAAAAUGCAAAACAGUUACACUUGUCAUGCUCGACAUGCGUGAUCGGCUCGCUUCCUAUGUGUUUUCCCUUCCUAUCUGCGCAUAGCAAGUUUUUCUUGUCAUGGCAGACAAACUUGUGAUGCUGUUUUCCCAAAAGACUUACACUAAAACAGUUUUUUCCUUAUUCUUGGAUACUUCGCCGUCUGUUUCCGCUUCAGCGAGAACCUGUGGCUGGGGAUCUUCCUGGGCUUCCUGGUCGGCCAAUUGGUUUUGUCGGUCCGGGCCUCGUAUCCUGUGCAAAAGUGUCGUACUCGUAUUGCAGUCAUGCAUUACAAAUCCUUUCGUUAAAAAGGUAAAAUCCGCAUUACAUCAUGCUGAACAAAUUUGUAAUGCAUUUAUACGAGUACGAUACUUGUGCAGCUCAUACCUCGUUGGGCGAGUCGCGCCUGGCAGACACCGCCAUGAUUGACCAUAGGUUUCUGCUCUGAUUGAAAGUGUUGAGAUCAGUCGUAGACGUAGUGGCACUUUAAGCUUGUCUAUCAUAUAUACAAGGGGCGGUUUUUUGAUUUUGUACAGUAGACGUCCUAAUUAAGAAUCGACGAACAGGCAUAUAUGUAUAUCAGACAACAAAAACAUCCGGCUCGUUUCUACAUGUAGAUGUACUUGAAUACAAUAAGUGCAAUUCAAGGUGGUAGAUGCUCACUGCGCCCGUGGUUGCGACGGCUUGACAACUACGUACAGAGCAAGCUACAGAAAUAUCUGUAGGUGUUGAAACAGUGCAAAAGGAAAUUAACGCGUUUUGAAACUAUACUUGAAAUGAACGUAAGUAUUUUCAUUGUACGUAUUGCCACUCGUGAACAAAGAAAUGUUAGGUAUGUUGUGAAAUAAGAGCACUUUAUUGCUAGCGCGUACAGCAUUUAGGGCUUCGACCCUCGGUGAGGACGGUGUACUUUUUUGAACGGACGGAUUUACUAAAGAAAAGACGGACUUUUAGCAAAGGAAAGCGAAUCGCGCGGAGGUUUUUUUUUUCGUGCAAACGAAGCACUGGAAGCAUAAAUCAUGCGGAACAUAUACGAACAAGAAAGGCUAAAGGAAAAGAUAACGAAAGCUGUGUAGUUUUGUGCUCUGGGUUCUUGCAAUUCCGUUCGCCCCCCGAUCCGGAGAAAUAAAUAGGAUGGUGAAGGAGGAGGUUCUUUAUAUGAAAGACAGUCGUGGCUCCUGUUGGUGUUGGAAUAUUCGAUCCAGAAACAUUUUUUGAAGAUGGACUCCGUACGGACGAAACCAUAAUGAUCAGCAGGACAAAAGUUCACUUUUGAAUCAGCGUGGCG